Molecule: messenger RNA, 2778 nt
Organism: Acaulospora colombiana
Lineage: Eukaryota; Fungi; Glomeromycota; Glomeromycetes; Diversisporales; Acaulosporaceae
Source: the annotation of a GenBank genome assembly
AUGGAGGCUGGUUACGCGAAUAGAGCUUCCACUAUGAUGAGUCGUCGGAAAACUCUCAGCAGGCCCGAAAGAUACCAGGCUUCCGCUCCUAUGUUGCCUGGAAAAGAAAAAGAAUCAUUUGAUGCAUGGGUAUUUUUUUCGAAAGUUGUCACAUGUUGGGCGCCCGGCGCUGUUCUAUCUUCAGUUGCCGGUCUUCACGAUGCACAAUCACAGCAAGCCUGGCGUGAAAAGAUGGCCUUAUGUUUUAUCGCCGUUCUCAUGGGUGGCAGUGUUGCAUUCUUGACCAUCGGUUUAUCAUCUGCGCUAUGUCCCCCCUCGCAGGCAAAUAAUCCGGAACUAUUUAAACGAUACGGCGAUGCACCAGGUUUCCUUGGUAUUCUUGGGUGGCAAUUUGAUGUUGUCAAUGCCUCUAGUCCUGGUGGCUUCAACUUCCAAUCCGAAGCAUCAGCGCAAAACGGACAAGACAUUACAAACAGUUUCCAGCGUGAUGCCAGCCAAAUUCCUGCCUGUCAGGAUCCAACCAUACAAAAAUUUCAGGCCAUCAAACAACCACUUUGCGAAUCUUCCCCCUCUUGUCCCCUUCAGCCAAUUGGGCAGCAGGCUUUUAAUACUUACAAAAUUGUAAAUAGUACAAAAAAGGUUGGAUACGAUUGGGGUCAAAUCAGCAACUUGACUAAUUAUUUAGUCAUCGACGGCAAUGUGCUCAAUCUUAAUCCUUACAUCAAAGCAAAUCCAAAUCCGAUCAUCGGUGAUUCGGUGGACGACGUGAUCCGUACAGUUCUGAGCGCGAACUAUUCGCAAGGAGGAAAGGAUGCUACGCGUCUGUUCUUUGGUAGAGCAAACUUGAAAGCAACCGUCAAUUGCCUCGUUCAAAAAUAUUAUGCCGGAAAUAUUGAUAAGCAGACACUCGGUUGUUUCACCUCUCAACUCUUCUUAUACGUCUCCCUCACCGUCAUCUUGGGCAUCGUCUUAAGUCGUUUUAUGAUGGCAUGCGUGUUCGAUUGGUUUAUCUCUCAUCGCCUUGCCCACAAGCCAGCUCCCUCCGCAUCUUCUCUGGCAGUUUCUGACAGUCAACCUUGGGUUCCUGGUACUCGUACCGUUAAGAAAGGGAUGACCAUGGACGAUAUUGGCAAUGAUCUGUUCACCGUCUUGCUUGUCACAUGUUAUUCUGAAGAUGAAGCUGGGAUAAGGUGCACUUGUGAGUCCAUGGCAUCCACGGACUACCCUGACGACCGUAAAUUGUUGUUCCUCAUCUGUGAUGGUAUUAUCAUUGGUAGCGGUAACGACAAGAGCACUCCCGACAUUUGUGUCGGUCUUAUGGAGCUUGAGCCCGAAUUCAAAGAUCCUCAACCCCAAAGUUACAUCGCCGUGGCUUCCGGAAUGAAACAACAUAAUAUGGCCAAAGUCUAUGCCGCAUGGAAGGACAGAAAAAUCCCCAUGAUCUGUGUUGUCAAAUGUGGUGGACCCGAUGAACAAGGAAAACCAAAACCCGGUAACCGUGGAAAACGUGACUCUCAGUUGAUUUUGAUGAACUUCUUCAGUCGUGUCACAUACAAUGAUCGCAUGAGCGCUUUGGAUUACGAUUUAUUCAGAAAAAUCCAUCACUUGAUGGGCGUCACUCCGGACUUUUUCGAAAUUGUACUCAUGGUGGACGCCGACACAAAAGUUUACCCCAACUCUUUGAAACUUUUAAUCAACUGUAUGUGCAACGACCCACUUAUCAUGGGUCUUUGCGGUGAAACUAAAAUCGCCAACAAACGUGACUCCUGGAUUACAGCAAUUCAAGCACGCAAAGGUGGUGACGAUUGGGUGCCAAUUAUCACCAAACCCGAGAUUGUACACGAAUAUUCCCAAAACGUUGUCGACACACUUCACCAAAAGAAUCUAUUAUUGCUCGCGAUCUGCAAAACCGUCGUGCCAGAUGACUUCUGGGUCUUACUUUCUCAACGCCGUCGUUGGAUUAAUUCCACCAUCCACAACCUCAUGGAACUCGUUCUCGUCAGAAAUCUUUGCGGAACUUUCUGCUUCUCUAUGCAAUUUGUCGUGUUCAUGGAUCUUGUUGGCACCGUUGUACUUCCGGUCGCCAUCUUAAUGACGUACACCUUGAUAUUCCAAUUCAUCCGAAAACCGCCAACCAACUUCACGGAAGCCAUACCGCUUCUCAUGUUAUUCAUGGUCCUUGGUUUGCCAGCCAUACUAAUAUUGAUCACAACACGAAAAUUGAUUUAUAUCGCUUGGAUGGUGGUAUAUCUCUUGGCUUUACCUGUGUGGAAUUUCAUCCUACCAACUUACGCUUAUUGGCACUUUGACGAUUUCUCUUGGGGCGAAACCAGAAAAGUUGAAGGCGAAGGCAAAGGAGACGACCACGGUAAAAAGGAGGGAACUUUUGAUGCUUCAAAGGUUCCGUUGAAACGUUGGGAAGACUGGGAACGUACUCGCCUCAGAAGGAUAAAACGACAAGAACGUCAAAGAGAACAACAGAAUGCAAACAUGCCGAUACAUUUGACGCAUCAAGUGGUAACGGGCGAAGAAGACCAAAAUAAUGCUUUACUCGCGUCACAUUAUGACGGAGAAUACUACGAAACAGCCUCGGUACACUCCCAAACAUCGGAAUACGGCCAGCAACAACAAUACUAUGAUUACUCGACAAACAACUCGGGAUACAUGCCGCAGCAAAAUUAUCAACAACAACCACCAUAUAACGAUGCACAUUACGGAAACACACAUCAACUACAGCGUGCCCCUUCACCGAGACCAGGUGGUAACGAUUUUUACUAG